GUUAACUUAUAAAUAAAUAAAGCUGUACCAACCGGUCGGUAGUGUUAAGCGUAGCGUCUUAUUGUUUUCUAGACAAAAGUUGUUUCAUCUAUUAUGUCACUGGAUGUAAACCUCACUGCUAUAACUGGCUUAAAAGGAAAAGCUGAUCGUUUUUGCAGAUUUUUUUUCAGAGGUGUACCUGCAACAUCUAAUGUUUUACAAAAUUGCCACGGGGAUGCUCUUUUCAAUGAGGAGUUUUUUUGGCCAUUGGAAACACCAUUGGAUAAUGAGGAAUGGUUGGAGCUACGUUUAUACAAUCGGAAUAAAAUAUUUCAGGACAGGUUAAUAGGGGCUUAUCGACUAUCAUUGUCCCAAAUUAUUGAAGGAGGUAGCACAGAUGUUGUGGACAAUCUUAUAGACACCUCUCAUACAAUAUUAAGGAUUGAAGUUCGAAUGAGUGUUACCUACAGAAAACCUGAACCUGGGAAAAAUUUAUAUGAUCAUGAUUUAAGAUCUGAAGAAAAAUCAAUUAAAAGUGUUGUGUCUGUUUCUUCAGCCAAGUCAAAAGAAAUGAAUGAGUCCCAAGAAAUUUAUCAUCCUAAAAUUCAUCACCCAAAAGUAAUUAACAAUGUGAUUUCUGAGUGGAUUGUUCAGCUGCGAAUAAUCCAAGCAAAAGAUUUGGCAGGGGUGUCAUUAGAUCCUGUAGUUAUGAUAACAUGUGGUCUUCAAAAAAAGCAAACUUCAAUCAAGAAGCAGACAAAUAAUCCUGAUUGGGAUGAGUUAUUCGUUUUUGAUUUCAAAUGUUCUGAUCAAGAAAUUUUUGAUUCAAUAUUGCUACUAGAGGUAUUUACUGGUAAAAAUAUUAUAUCAGAUGGCUCUUUGAUUGGAUUAUUCAAGUGUGACUUAUGGUAUGUUCACAACCAACCUGAUCAUUCAUUUUUUAGUAAAUUUGCUCCUCUGCUCGAUGGGGCUACAACAGAAAUAAAGGGUUAUGUACGUGUUGAUUUACAAAUUUUUACAAAAGGCGAUGUUGUAAAGGAUCCACCUCCAAGAAAAGAUGAUUUGGAAAUAAAUCAGAAUUUAAUUCUUCCACCUAAGGUGAAUCCAUUUCGACCUGUUUAUCAAUAUCAGUUGAAAAUAUAUGCCGCAGAUGGAUUGCCUCAAAUGAAUGCUAAUCUACUGGCAAAUGUAAAGAAGGCUUUUAGUAACAAGCUGUCUGAUAUGGCUGACCCUUUUGUUGAAGUAUCAUUUGCUGGAUUAACAGCAAAAACACCUGUUAUAAAGAACACAUAUCAACCUGAGUUUAAUACUUUAAUUACAUUUACAGAGUUUUUUCCACCAUUGUGCAGAAGAAUUAAAAUUCAACUCAAAGAUAGUGAUAUGACUACCACUGAACUGAUAGGUACACACUUCAUUGAUAUGAAUGAUAUUUCAGAUAAAGCUGAGCGAAGGAAAGGAGGUUUUAUGCCUACAUUUGGCCCAUCUUGGGUCAAUUUAUAUGGUUCUACACGUGACUACUCUGUAUCAGAGGAACAUAAUGAUCUCAAUAAUGGAUUGGGGGAAGGAAUAUCAUACAGAGGAAGAGUGCUUUUAUGGAUGGAUUGCUUUGAAGGAGAACCAGGUGAUACUGGUAUUGUUGAAGUUGAAGAAUGUGAACCAUUACAACCGAAACUGUUAGGCAAAGAAGAAAUUUUUCAAUUGUUUGCUACUUUUUAUGAAGCCAGUAUGUUACCAAAGAAAUUAGGGGACAGCCCAGUUCAAUUUGAAAUUGUGAUUGGUGAGUAUGGUUUUUUAAUGAAGGACUUAGUUGAAAAGAAAAAAAAAGACCAAAGCGAAGAUGAUGAUAAACUUUACUCAGAAAGUAAAGCUUUUGUUCAAUCUGUUACUGCACCAGUUAAGCCUUUAGCACCAGAGAAGAUAUAUUAUUAUGUGCCCUUUGGUAGUGAUAAACCAUGUACACACAUUAAAUUUCCAUUUGAAGACCAAAGAAGAAGACAUUACAAUUUCUCUAUUUUAAAGAAAAUAUAUAGCAUACUGGAAGAUAACUUAGAAGAACUUGAUGAAAGAGUUCGUCUUGAAGUUCCAAAAACCAACAUUGCAUUGAAAAAUGUUAUGGGUGAUUUAGUUCACCAUUGCAGCAUGUAUAUUGACCUUGCGGAUGGCAAAAGGACUGGUACACAUCUUGGGAAAAACAAGUUAGACCAAGAAAGAACUUCAAUGACUAUUCUAGAAAUAAAAAAUAUUUCCCUUCAAGCAGCAGAUAUUGCACUUUGUUGCAUAUCUUCAGAAAAUAUCAAAGCUCAAGUUGAAAGAGCACACGCAUUAAUGCGACUCCUGCGUAAAGUUGUAAGAGAGCCUCAACAUGGACUUCCUGAUGUAUUUGUGUGGAUGAUACGGAGUGGCAAGCGAGUUGCUUAUACUAGAAUACCUGCAGAAGACAUUUUGUAUUCAAAAGUGGAUGCUGAAAAAGGAAGAAGUUGUGGAAGAGUGCAAACAAUAUUUUUAAGGCUUCCUGGAAAAAUGGGUCAUGGUGAAAAUGGAUGGGCUAUUCAAGCAAAGAUUGAAGUUCGAUUUUGGUUAGGGUUGAUGAAACAUAAAACAGAUUAUUUGAAAGAUGCUCCUCCUGGUUUUGAACAAGAAGACGAUUGUUUAUCAGUAUUAGCAACACCUCCUUCUUACCUAAGAUAUACAAAAAAACAGAAGUUUGUUGUUCGUGCUCAUUUGUAUCAAGCAAGAAGUUUAAUUGGAAGUGAUGAUAGUGGUCUCUCGGAUGUAUUUUGUCGAUGCAUUGUAACAUAUAAGUUUAAACAGACAUAUGUUGUGUGGGAGACACGCAGCCCAACAUGGGAUAUGAUGCUUAAAUUUGAUGACAUUGAACUAUGGGGAGAAAUUGAAGAGUUUGCAGUAAAUCCUCCGAUUAUUGUUCUUGAAUUAUUUGAUCAAGAUUUUGGAGGUGGUGAAGAAUUUAUUGGGCGAAUUUUGGCAAAACCUGUUGUUAAGUUAUGUGAAGAAAAAUAUGAGAAACCAUUUUUUCCACCUGUUUUGCAAUGGUUUCCUGUGUAUCGUGGUGAAACAAGAGCUGGUGAGGUGCUUGCAGCUUUUGAAAUGCUUCAUAUAUCAGAUAACCCAGAUAUAAUUUCAGAGAUUCCUGAAGAUCCACCAUUAACUGAUACUCCAAAUGGAUUGAUCAUGAGAGUUCCAGACAAGAUAAGACCAGUUAUGAAGAAACACAGGAUUGAAGUUCUUUUUUGGGGUGUACGCGACUUAAAGAAAGCUCAGUUUAUGUCAGUAAACAGUCCUCAGGUUGAAUUGGACUGUUGUUACAAAAUUAUUAAAACAAAUGGUGAAGAAGAUGAUGUGCUGAAGUCAGUGAUUAUAAAGAGUGCUGCUAGGAAUCCUAAUUUUCAUGACUGUGUUGAUAUUUUUGAUGUGUGGCUACCAGAAGCUGAAAAAUAUCUUCCACCUUUGACAAUUCAUGUUAAUGAUUGUCGUGCCUUUGGGCGUCAAGUUUUAUGUGGCACCCAUGUUAUAAAUUCUUUGCACAAGUUUUUUAUGGAUCCUUCAAUGUACACACGAAGACAAGUUCAAGAAAAUGAUGAUAAAAAAGUUGAAGCAGAAAUAUCAACAGAAGUUACAACAGAAGUUACUACUGAAACUACUACUCAAGACAUUGUUCAAAAAAAGAAAAAAGAAGAAGAGGUUGCCAUUGAAAUUUAUGAUUGGUGGACAAGAUUUUAUGAAACACAAAGAGACAUGGAAGAAGAAGAAGCAGUACCAAGUAAAAAGAAGAAAGAUGUAAUUAAAGAAGAAAAGAAAGUGAGCAAUAUUCCUCGUUUAAAGAUCUAUUUAGAUGAGCUGGAAAAUGUUGAAGGCUUUAGUGGUUUUAACGAUUUUCUUGCUUGCUUUAACCUUUUGCGUGGUAAGAAAACUGAAGAUGAAGAUGAUGAAUUAAAAAGAUUUUCUGGAAAAUUUAAAGGAAACUUUCGUUUGUGGAAAUACCCUCUUCCACCUGAUUUUGAUACUGAAGAUGAAAUGGGCACAUUUUACAGGUUACCUUCAAAUGAACCAAUAAAUCUCCUUGUUAGGGUUUAUGUUAUCAGAGCAAUCAAUCUACAUCCAAUGGAUUCAAAUGGGAAGGCUGACCCAUAUUUAGUAUGUAGUCUUGGUAAAAAAAAGUACAAUGACAAAGAUAAAUAUGUAUCUAAACAGCUUUCACCUGAAUUCGGAAGGUGUUUUGAAUUUAAAGCUGUUAUUCCCUUUGACACUGUGGUUCGAAUAGAUGUGAUGGAUUGGGAUAUGCUAGGUUCAAAUGACUUAAUUGGUUCAACUGAAAUUGAUAUUGAAGAUCGAUUCUUUAGCAAGCAUAGACCUUCAUGUGGAAUUCAGCUUAAUUAUAUAAAUCAUGGAUAUGCUGCUUGGAGAGAUCCACAGAAACCAGCUGCUAUUUUAUCUAAACUCUGUAAAGAAUAUGGUAUUGAUGGCCCAUAUUUUAAUGAUGGUGCUGUUUUUCUGGAUGGCAAAAUAUGGCAUGCUUCACCUUUUAUUUUAGAUGAAAAAGGAAAAGAAAAAAUUUCUGAUGAACCUGUAGCUCUAGAAGCUUUACAUCAUUUUGAAGAAUUAGCUCCAAAAGGAUUUAAGCUUGUGCCUGAACACGUAGAAACCAGAUCAUUGUUUAAUCCAGAAAAAAAAGGAAUUGAAAUGGGCAAAGUUCAAAUGUGGAUUGAUAUGUUUCCUAUGGAAUUAACUAUGCCUGGUCCACCAGUUGAUGUUUCAGUUAGAAAGCCUACUGAAUAUGUUCUCAGAGUUACUAUAUGGAAUACCUCAGAUGUUUUACCUUCUGAUACUAAUAUUAUCUCUGGAGAAACUAGCAGUGAUCAGUAUGUUAAAGGAUGGUUGGAAGGAAACAGAGAAGAUAUUCAGCAGACUGAUGUUCAUUACAAAUCAAUGGAUGGUUCUGCUAUGUUUAACUGGAGGUUUAUAUUUUCCUUUAUGUUUCAUAAAGCUGAAGAAAAAAUUGUCACAUUUAAAAAAGCAAACAUCUUUUCCAUUGAUCUCACAGAAGAAAAGCAUAAACCUUAUCUUUACUUACAAGUAUGGGAUGCUGAUUUGUUUUCAGCAGAUGACUUUAUUGGCGAUGUAGUUUUAUCACUAACCAGACUUCCAUCACCAGCCAAAACUGCAAAAGGUUGCAAAUUAGACAUAUUAAAUAAAAAUCAUCCUUGCGCUUCAUUGCUAAAAAUGAAAAAUUGUAGGGGAUGGUGGCCGUUUCAAGUGAAUCCUGAAGAUGAUGAUGAUCCUGAUCCUAUUUUAGCUGGUAAAGUUGAAGCUGAGCUAAAUCUUUACACCAAAGAAGAAGCAGAAGCUAUGCCAGCCGGGAAAGGACGUGAAGAACCUCUCCCUCUUGAAAAACCUAACCGACCAAACGAUAGCUUUUUCACGUUGAUGGGACCAUUAACAAUGCUGCGUUACAUGAUCUGGGAACCAUAUAAGUUUGUUAUACUUAAAUUGCUUGUUGUUGCUAUUUUGGUUGCACUAUUAGCUUUAUUUUUUUACUCAAUGCCAGGGUAUCUUGUGAAAAAAAUUUUUGGAGCUUAGUCUUUAAAACGCAAAAUUUGAGUUUCUGAUUGAUAAACCGGUUGAGCUUUCAGAUUUUUAUGUUGGUUUCAUUGAAGAAUAAACGGGUAUAUCCUAUGCUGAAAAUGUUUGUAAUUAUCCUAUGCUGAAAAUGUUUGUAAUUUAGGGUUACCUCGUACAGAAAUUAUUUCAAGCUUAGCCACAAUGUAACAAAAAGUAUUUAAUAUCCAACAUUCAAUUGAUAUUUUAUAUUUUUAUUGUUAUCGCAUAACUUGUUAUUGGUAUUUAUUGUUCGCUUUUGGACUUUUAUAAUAUAAAAUUUAUAAUAAAAUUACUUUAAAAUAUUUCGUAAUAAUGUUUAUAUUGUUUUGUUAUUGACAUUUUGAAAUUUA
Messenger RNA from Hydra vulgaris (swiftwater hydra), 5945 nucleotides. Its product is annotated as otoferlin. Gene Ontology annotation, biological process: plasma membrane organization. NCBI's taxonomy places the organism in Eukaryota, Metazoa, Cnidaria, Hydrozoa, Anthoathecata, Hydridae. The record is from RefSeq and is a predicted model, not a curated record. Gene Ontology annotation, cellular component: membrane.